Chiloscyllium plagiosum (whitespotted bambooshark) is the source of this 2241-nucleotide messenger RNA. RefSeq lists its product as uncharacterized. The record is from RefSeq and is a predicted model, not a curated record. Gene Ontology annotation, molecular function: DNA-binding transcription factor activity, RNA polymerase II-specific; RNA polymerase II transcription regulatory region sequence-specific DNA binding. Gene Ontology annotation, biological process: regulation of transcription by RNA polymerase II. NCBI's taxonomy places the organism in Eukaryota, Metazoa, Chordata, Chondrichthyes, Orectolobiformes, Hemiscylliidae. Gene Ontology annotation, cellular component: nucleus.
AUAACCUGGUGUUGGGUGAAAUUUUAACCCCAGUCCACCCCAGUCUAACACGAGCACUUCCGCAUCUCGCUCCCGCGAGCCGGUUGCCCUGGGAACCGUUGCUCCUGGAGACGGGCGAAACAAUUGGAGGGGGCGGGGCCUCUGCGACCGCGCUCCUGACCCCGGCCGCUUGGAACCCGAUGACGUCACCGCCGGCUACAGCGCUUCCCAUUGGCUGCCCCCCUUGUCGACGUCACAAAGCGGAGAGCAGUCAUGGGAGGCGCGGUCACCCUGGAAACCGUUGCUCCUGAAAGGACCAAGGGGAACAAUGCCGGCGCUCUCGUGUCCGCGCCUGGAACCCGACGACGUCACCGGCGGCUACAGCGCUUCCCGUUGGCUGCCUCGGGCCGGCCCCACCCUCCCGCGUCGACGUCACGAAGCGGAGGGCAGUCGGGGAGGCGCGGUCGCCCUGGAAACCGUCGCUCCUGAAAGGGCCAAGGGGAACAAUGCCGGAGCGCUGGUGUCCGCGCCUGGAACCCGAUGACGUCACCGGCGCCUGCCGCGCGCCCUAUUGACCGCUUUAGGCGCCCCCCCCCCCACGUUCCAUCGAGGACGUCACAACGCGGAAGUGGUCCAGUCAAUUUCAGGGUGGAGCUGUCCUCCUCUCUGUGUGUAACAUCUGGGAGCUCAGCCAUGUCUCUUCCUCAUUUUCCAUUUCUUUUCUUAUCCUUGGGGUGAGUGAGAGGGCAAAGCUGUUCCCUUGCAGCAGCUGAAGGAAGGGGAAGUGGAUGCAGGGAGCAAGUCAGGCUCUGCAAAGGCUAAUUGAAGGGGAAGAUUCACACACACAAGUUCCAGAGCAAACACCAAUAUCUUACAGCGUCACUCAAUUCAUUGGAGUGGAAUAUCAUCGACACUUAAACCAAGAAAGAGAAAUGUUUGCCUGUUAUGUCUGCUGCAACAGAUUUUAAACAUCACUGUGACUGGAGAUGUCACACAGUGUUCUGCUGCACUAACUGAUCGCUACACUCUGAGAAAAGUAUCACAGCAUUCUCGUCGGGAAAAGGCUGUACCCUUGUUCAGGUGGGGUGCAAAGCUUUGACCGAUCAUCUAACUUGGAAAGACCCGCCAUGGAGAAGCCAUGGAAAUGCAGGGACUGUGGGAAGGGAUUCUCGUUCCCCUCUGCCCUGGCAAUUCACCGACGCACUCACACCGGGGAGAGGCCGUUCACCUGCUGCGUGUGCGGCAACGGAUUCACUCACUUCUCCCAUUUGGUGGCCCACCGACGGAUCCACACCGGGGAGAGGCCGUUCCGAUGCUCCGAGUGCGGCAAGGGCUUUGCUCAGUCGUCCCACCUGAUCACCCACCAGCGGGUGCACACCGGCGAGAGGCCAUUCCGCUGCUCCGAGUGCGGGAAGGCCUUCGCUCAGCUGUCUCACCUGCAGCUGCACCGGCGGGUGCACAGCAGGGAGAGGCCGUUCGGCUGCUCCGAGUGCGGCAAGGGCUUCGGCGACUCGGCCGCCCUGGAGAAUCACCGCGCGGUCCACUCCGGCGAGAGGCGGCUGGCCUGCACCUCGUGCGGCAGGCAGUUCACCCGACUCACCAACCUGCGGCGGCACCAGCGGGCGCACACCGGGGAGAGGCCGUUUGCCUGCUCCUCCUGCGGCAAGGCCUUCACCCGCUCGACCAGCCUGGUGGCCCACCGCCGGGUCCACACCGGGGAGCGGCCCUUCGCCUGCCCGGUCUGCGGGAAGGGCUUUGCCGACCCGUCCACCCUCUGGCAGCACCGGCGCAUCCACACAGGGGAGAGGCCGUUCACCUGCUCAGUGUGCGGGAAGGCCUUCAUUCGGUUGGCCCACCUACAACUGCACCAACGGGUCCACUCCAAGUAGAGGCCGCUGAGCACGGGAAAGGAAUUUGUCGCUUCCCUGAGGAAAGACCCUACGAGGGAGAGAGAGACCGUUGGUUCUGCUCUGCACACGAGAAGAGCUGAACUGAGCCAUUGCAAGUUCAGUGAUUUAAGCGCAUCUAGCUGCCCCGGCCUUAUUUCGUAAUUAUUUUUAUCAACGGGUUCAGACACAUCAUGAUUUGAUUCGAUUUACUGUUGUCACGUGUCCCGAGAUACAGUGAAAAGUGUUGUUUUGCAAGCUAUACUGGAAGAUUGUACCAGACAAGGUCCCAGCAAGGGGGGGGGGGGGAGGCAGAAUACAGUGUUACAGCUGCAAAGAGCGAAAUCUGCAUUAACACACCCCUCUCCCAAUUUAC